UUUUGACCACAAAAUAAAGUGUUACAGUUAUAGGCAGAGAAAAGUGCCGGCCCCUCUUUCUCUAUCUAUCUGUUUCUUUAUUUAUUUAUUUUUUUUGAAUUUUAAAUUCUGUUGUUUUUAUUCUUAUCUUCUUGCUUAUUUUCACAGAUAAGCGUGUUGAACAGUCAACUGCAGCGUAGCAGCUUUUUAAAUUUCUUUAAAAAAGCAAUAACCAUAUUUUUCUGUUUUCUCAGAAGUUGCCUACAGAAUUUUUAGAGAUCAAGCCGUUUGAUCAGCUCUUAAAGGGGUUUUGGGGUUUAUCAUUCUAAACAAGGUAUUAUAGAAUCUUAUCAUAAUUGAGUUGUGUAGAAAAUUUGGGGUUUAUUAGUUGAAUUGUGUAUAAAGUUGCAGUUUAUGCAAAAAGUUGGAGUCUUUUGGUGUUGUGGUUACUUUAUCAAGAAUUUGUUAUAGAGAUUGGAUUCUUGGUUUUUGAUUGUUCUUUUGUGAAGUUGCAGUUUGUGUAAAAAGUUGGAGUCUUUUGGUGUUGUGGUUACUUUAUCAAGAAAUUAUUAUAGAGAUUGGAUUCUUGGUUUUUGAUUGUUCUUUUGUGAAGUUGUGGUUUGUGCAAAAAGUUGGAGUCUUUUAUGGUGUUGUAGUUAUUGGGGCAUCAAGGGUUUAUGGGUAGUUGACACUUUUUUAAGCAGUUGAAUUUUGCAAUGAAAAUUUGGAAUUGUAGUUGAGUGGCUGUUCUACUGAAUUGGGUUUGAACUUUUCUUGCCUGGCUUGGGUUGUUUUGACUUUUGGUUCCAUGUUUAUGGGGGAAAGAUUGAUUUUUGCAAAGACUGGUCUUUGGGGUUUGUAGUUUUUGGUUGGGUUUUCGUUGGUUGAUUAUGGGUGGCGUUUGUGGAAAACCUUCGUCGCCCGCCCAAGAUAGGCGGGAUGGCGGUCAAAAGAGGAGAGAAUUGGCAAAACGGGCACCACCACGAGCCGUUUCUUCUAAGAGAGGGGAGAGUUUCAGGGUGAAAGACAAGUUGGAAAAUGGUGAUGUGAAGCUUGGUUUAAUUGAUAGGAAGGCUAAUGGAUCAAGAAAGGUUAGGGAUGAUCAUUAUGAGCAGAUAAAAGAAAAGCUUGGAGUCGUUGUGAAUGGUUUUAAUGGAAAUGGAGGCGUCCCGAAAGCCUUGGAAGGGGAACUAAUUGCUGCUGGAUGGCCUUCUUGGUUUGCUGCAGUGGCUGGUGAAGCUAUUAAUGGAUGGGUUCCUCGAAAGGCCGAUACUUUCGAGAAAUUAGACAAGAUUGGCCAAGGGACUUAUAGUAGUGUAUACAAGGCGCGUGACCUAACUAACAAUAAACUUGUUGCACUCAAAAGAGUGAGGUUUGAUAAUAUGGAUCCUGAAAGUGUCAAAUUUAUGGCGAGGGAGAUAGUCAUUUUGCGUAGGCUUGAUCAUCCGAAUAUUAUCAAAUUACAAGGUUUGGUUACAUCAAGAUCAUCUUGCAGUUUGUACCUUGUUUUUGAGUACAUGGAACAUGAUCUCACUGGACUCGCAUCUCUUCCUGAUAUCAAAUUUACAGAACCGCAGAUGAAAUGCUAUAUGCAGCAACUUCUUAGUGGACUUCAUCAUUGUCAUAGUCAGGGUGUUUUGCAUCGGGACAUUAAAGGUUCAAAUCUUCUAAUCGACAAUAACGGGAUCUUGAAGAUUGCAGAUUUUGGCUUAGCAACCUUUUUUGAUCAUCACCAAAGUGUUCCACUGACAAGCCGUGUUGUGACUCUUUGGUAUCGACCACCCGAGCUCUUACUUGGUGCAAUUCACUAUGGAGUCGCUGUAGAUUUGUGGAGUGCUGGUUGUAUACUUGGAGAAUUAUAUGUUGGCAAGCCCAUUAUGCCUGGUAGAACUGAGGUGGAGCAGCUGCAUAAGAUUUUUAAGCUUUGUGGUUCACCAUCUGAGAAUUAUUGGAAAAAAGAAAAACUACAUCAUUCAACAGCAUUUAAGCCGUUACAUCCUUACAGACGGCGUAUUGGCGAAACAUUUAAGGAUCUUCCUCCAUCUGCUGUGAGGUUGAUGGACACAUUACUUUCUAUAGAUCCUGAACUCCGGGGAACAGCUGUCCGUGCUCUUGAGAGUGAGUUCUUCACCACAAAGCCCUUCCCUUGUGAUCCUUCAAGUUUGCCAAAGUACCCUCCCAGCAAGGAAAUUGAUGCAAAGCUGCGGGAAGAAGAAGCUAAAAGGCAAGGAGCUGCAGGAGUGAAGACCCAAUUUGGUGAUGGGCAUACGAGAGGAUCAAAAGAACCUCGAGCUGUUGCAGCACCUGAUGCUAAUGCCGAGUUGGCUAGGUCAAUGCAGAGGAGACAGAGCAGUUCAAAUCCUAAGAGCCGAUCUGAGCAUUUCUAUCUACCUAAAGAAGCUGCUUCUGGUUUUCCAAUUGAACAGCAUAGACCGUCACAACCAAGGAAAGAAAGAGGCGGAGAUCACUUGGAGAAUCAUUCAGAGAGAUUUUCUCAUUCAGGACCUCUAGCUCCAGGAUUUGGAUGGGCAAAAUCUGGGAAGAAAUACGAUCAUGACAUUUCUGUUGGUUCCAAUAGAGCCGACUUAUCAAAGUUUUCCACUUUAGUGGCAUCUAGGUCAACUGUGGCUGGUGAUGCUCGAGACCGAUUUGUUGCUUCACAACUAGAAUCUGGCCAUCAAGUAGAAAGGCCAGUACGCUUGCUUGACGAACACUCAAGGAAGCAGGAUUGGAAGCGGCACAUGCAAAAUCCUGCUGGUUCUCGUCAAUUUGACAGUGGAAGGGCCAGCAUUAAAGAAUCAAAUCUGCAUGGCGAUGGUCACAAGGGAAACACAAUCCAUUUCUCUGGUCCACUUCUUGUUCAACCAAAUAAAGUGGAUCAAAUGCUUAAAGAGCACGAUCGUCGUAUCCAGGAAGCUGCACGUCGAGCAAGGCUCGAGAAGGCAAGAGCAGGCAAAGGCCAAGCUCAAGGGAUGCAGAGAACAACCAAUUCUAUUUAUGUCACUAGUCUGGGAUCGCGGUAGACUGGGAAUUAUAUAUACAGUUCUAUGUAUAGUUCUUCUGAAAGUAAUUGUUAUUUAUAGGAAAUUCAGUUAAGAUGAAUAUAGUCGAAUAAUUAUGUGAUCUAUUGCUAGAGUAGGUAAAAAUUGUUUAUGCACAUUUUUUUUUAACUUUCAUUGCUUCAACUAAAUCGACAGCCCUUUACAUUAA
This is a messenger RNA of Lycium ferocissimum, 3189 nucleotides long. Its product is annotated as probable serine/threonine-protein kinase At1g54610. Lineage: Eukaryota; Viridiplantae; Streptophyta; Magnoliopsida; Solanales; Solanaceae. The record is from RefSeq and is a predicted model, not a curated record. Gene Ontology annotation, molecular function: ATP binding; RNA polymerase II CTD heptapeptide repeat kinase activity; cyclin-dependent protein serine/threonine kinase activity. Gene Ontology annotation, biological process: positive regulation of transcription elongation by RNA polymerase II; protein phosphorylation. The transcript has 8 exons. Bases 870 to 3002 code for a protein of 710 amino acids. Gene Ontology annotation, cellular component: nucleus; cyclin-dependent protein kinase holoenzyme complex.